Molecule: messenger RNA, 2366 nt
Organism: Colletotrichum destructivum
Lineage: Eukaryota; Fungi; Ascomycota; Sordariomycetes; Glomerellales; Glomerellaceae
Product: Putative target SNARE coiled-coil domain, syntaxin-5, Sly1p-binding domain-containing protein
Exons: 7
Coding region: 487-1446 (319 amino acids)
Biological process (GO): intracellular protein transport; endoplasmic reticulum to Golgi vesicle-mediated transport; vesicle fusion
Cellular component (GO): Golgi membrane; endomembrane system; SNARE complex
Molecular function (GO): SNAP receptor activity; SNARE binding
Source: RefSeq, a predicted model, not a curated record
UCUAACUCUGUCUAACCUACCUAUUCUGUAUCUAGGUCCGUACCUAUGGCGCAGGGAUGCUGUUCCGAAACCAAACACCACGUUGGCACUGGCGGAUGGAUCGGACACCCUGGCCCCGUCAUUCCGACACAAUACUGGACAUGAAGGCUCCGGACCUGGAUCUUGACUACGACGCUCAUUUGCCAUUGUUCCGGGGCGACACCAACUACUGUUCCCUUGUAUUCUGAUCGUCUCUAGAUCUUGUCGAACUUUUCACCUUUCCACGGCCUCGCGCGUUGUACAACAUCCUUCCUUUCGCAGCCAGAACCUACUACCGUCCGGCCUACGGCUAAUUUCCCAUCCCUGAUCAUCCACCUCUACAAUCCAACCAUCUCGACGACAAGGCCUUUGCAGGCACGAAACCCGUCGACAAGUCCGAACGCGCUGGGCGCCUCGCCUCGAGAUCGCAUUUCUCUAUUCGAAUCGCCGCAGACCCAAUUCUCCACUAUGGCGGUCGCAUCGAUACAGGAUCGAACCGCCGAGUUCAAGUCGGUUCUCGCGCAAGCACAGCGUCGCCACGCCUCGAACAAGGUCGGCGCUCAACGACGGUCUCUCCUGUCCGACUCUCAGAAGGCUGCUGCUGUUGGGGACUCCCGACCGCGGCGCUCCGACUUUGCGCGCCAGGCGGCGCAUAUCGGAAGAGGCAUCUCGGCCACAAUGGGCAAGCUCGAGAAGCUGGCAACAUUGGCAAGGCGCAGAACUCUGUUCGACGACCGGCCGGUCGAGAUCAACGAGCUCACGUACAUUAUCAAGCAAGACCUGAGCGCCCUUAACCAACAGAUUGGAAACCUACAGGUUUUGACGAAACAGCAACAUCCCAAGGCCGACCAAGAAGGAGAGCACAACAAGAACGUCGUCUUUAUGCUUCAGGGCAAGCUGACAGAUGUCUCGGCCAACUUCAAGGAUGUGCUGGAGGAGCGAACCAAGAAUAUCCAGGCUUCGAGGUCGAGGACAGACAAUUUCAUCUCCAGUGUUUCCCAACACACGCAACCGCCAUUGCAGCAAUCGGCCUCGCCCUUGUACGGAACACCCCAAAGAGGGACGCCGUCACCAGGCGCCGACCUGUUGUCGUUGAAUCCUCCAGGGGACCAGCAGCUUCUGCUGAUGGAAGAGGCACAACCGCAAAACACGUAUAUCCAAGAGAGAGGUGCAGCUAUUGAAAGCAUCGAAUCCACAAUUGCCGAGUUGGGAUCUAUCUUCGGACAGUUAGCAACCAUGGUUUCGGAACAAAGCGAGAUGAUCCAGCGAAUCGACGCAAACACGGAGGAUGUUGUCGACAACGUGCAAGGUGCACAAAGAGAAUUGCUCAAGUACUGGGGCCGUGUCUCGAGCAACAGAUGGCUCAUCGCCAAAAUGUUCGGUGUGCUCAUGAUAUUCUUUCUGCUUUGGGUUCUCAUUGCCGGCUAGAACGAAUUGAGAUUCGCCGUAGCUACCACCACAGGCAUGACGGGCGGCUGCUCUGUAAGCAAGAUCAAGAUGGAGAAGGGCGUUGGUUUUUGUAAUACCAGUAUCGUCUGGCUGUACUAUGACGUUGACGCCGAGAAGCGGGCGCGGUAUAGCUAUAGAGCAUAUUUCUUGCACACUAGAUCUAUUAAUCACUAAAGAGGCUAACUUCGGCGAAUCUCCAGCUCUGUUCCGGGCUCUGAGGCAUGCCAGAGUGUCUAUGUGAGUACUGGUGGGGGUGGAUCCCUAUCCCCCCCAAGAGUGGAGAGCCAGACAACCAGAGAGGAAAGGAGCAAGGAAGCGAGAACGUCGCAGCAAAGAGAGGUACAUGGUACUUGCCCGGCGCCCAGGCCAGCCUCGCCUCGCCUCCCUCCCCCCCCUCUCCACAAGAGGGCCUCGGGGUUGGUCCCGGGGACUUUGCCCGUACUGGAACGUCGCCCAGCCUCUAUUCAAAAUACUCGCAACUUUCCAUAACUCAAGGCCCCCUCCCUCCUAGGCAUUUUCUCUCAUGACUCGGCCCAACAACGCCCGAGAGCUGUUCCGAUGACCAGAGAAUUAUCCAUGAAUGGAACCCCUCAACAGUCUGGCCCACCGAGGGGGAGGGGGUGUGCCCUCUUUUUCUCCUUACGCUAUACCAAUUCACAUCGUUAAAAUGACAAACUGGGGAAAUCCACACGAAAAAGGGACAGCCCGCCGGGCAAGCCUGGGAAGCUGAGGCCGAGGGUAUGAUGCGUAGGUACAGUGCAGUAUGCGAUACCCAGCAUGACUGACAAAGGCAACCUGGAGGGGUUUGGGCAUGGGUUCGCGACAAUCGUCGAGCAUUUACCCGGCCAGGGAUCUCGAGACACAAUGAACACUGAUAGCCUUUUUAUUCUUUCUUUUUU